Molecule: messenger RNA, 441 nt
Organism: Anisakis simplex (herring worm)
Lineage: Eukaryota; Metazoa; Nematoda; Chromadorea; Rhabditida; Anisakidae
Source: the annotation of a GenBank genome assembly
AUGGUUAUAAUCAGAGAAUCGGCGACACCGAAUAACAAUGAUUUUAUCGAGUUUGAGGGUUCCCAAACCGCAAAUGUUACUGAAGAUCCUGUCUGGACUCCGGCACCGUCCUCGUCAUUCGAGUGUCCGCUUGAGCCACCAACCGUCGAACUGGCAAAUGGGAUUCGUAUGCCUUUACUGGGCUUAGGUACCACACAUUCUGGAGGCUAUUAUCAUAACUCCGUAAUCUAUGCCUUGCGAGAGUGCAACUAUCGUAUGAUCGAUACAGCGAAACGUUAUGGUGUUGAGAGGGAACUUGGUUUGGCUAUCAAGGCUUCCGGAAUACCUCGUCGAUCGUUGUUUUUGACCACAAAAUUGUGGCCUGUGGAUUUUGGAGAGUUCACGAGGCAAGCAUGCAAAGAAUCGUGUGCUCGACUUGGUGUCGACUAUCUUGGUAGGUAA